Petromyzon marinus (sea lamprey) is the source of this 3358-nucleotide messenger RNA. RefSeq names its product macrophage colony-stimulating factor 1 receptor 1-like. Gene Ontology annotation, biological process: cell surface receptor protein tyrosine kinase signaling pathway; positive regulation of kinase activity; protein phosphorylation. Gene Ontology annotation, molecular function: transmembrane receptor protein tyrosine kinase activity; ATP binding; growth factor binding. Gene Ontology annotation, cellular component: plasma membrane; signaling receptor complex. Lineage: Eukaryota; Metazoa; Chordata; Hyperoartia; Petromyzontiformes; Petromyzontidae. The record is from RefSeq and is a predicted model, not a curated record.
AGAUGAGGGUUCGGGUGGAGGGGUGAGAUGUCAUGGUGGACGGAGGGUUUGGGGGGCAGAGGAGGUAGGGAUAAUUGUGUUGAGGGAGGUAAAAGGGAAAUUUGGGACUGAGGGGAGGGGGAAUGGGCACAGAAGGUCAAAUGCAGUUAGGGUGAUUGGGUGGAAGAGGGAUGUGCGGGGAGGGGCUGAAAGGCAGGAUAUUUUUAGGACGACAAAGGGGGAAGCAGAUAACUUAUGGUCCAUUCCGGUGAAGCAAGAAUUCCAGAUGAAUGCUGCAUUUUGGCCAUUAUGAAUCCUGUGCUGGUGAUCUGGCUCGUUCAGGCUGUGGCACAGGCUGCUAUGGAGGGCAGAAUCACUGCGAAUUCUAUACGACUGCUGCAACCAGAGGGAACCGACGUCAAAUUGCCGUGUCUCAUCGAGAGUGGCUCCACUGGCUACACUGGUUUGAGAUUGGAGAGAGAGGAGAAGCGUGACGAAUUGAGCUACAUUCCAACGAACAGCGAUAGUUUUACGCUCCGUAAUGUAACUCCAAACGACAGUGGCUGGUAUGUCUGCAAGGCAGAAUUUGGUGGGAGAACAAAGACCUCUAAGCCAAUUCGACUGGACAUCUACAGAGUGCCUCGCCAUGCUCCCAAGGUCUUCGUGAAACUCAACUCUCCUUUCUGCUUGGUUGGGGAACCCUUCUGGGCUGAGUGCAUCGGCCGCAAUGUAGACAUGAAAUUCAAUGUCGAAUGGAACAUUUCAAACUCUGCGCUCUUUGUCCACACCAAUUCUUCUGAUGUCGAUAAAACGGGCGCCAUCAAGACAUUGCGUGUCUCGGCUGCACAGACUGAGCUGAGACAGGCUGGCAACUUCACCUGCAUCGCAUCAAGCCACUUGGGCAAGGCCCAGUCUGGAGCAACACUCACAGUCCUGGAGAAGGGCUUUCUGAGGCUGUCGCAAUUGGGCGAAGACCACAAGACGGAGCUGGCGCCUGGAGAGGACGUCUCCCUGACGGUGCAGAUGGACGCGUACCCAGCUCCCACGGCCUGUGCUUGGAGCCACAUGAACCGGACACUGAGCGAGGAUUGCGGGGACGGGCGCUUGGUGUCCCUGCUGGUGCGGGACGUCAGAGGGCCCCAGUCUGGAAUCUACUCGUUCUAUGCCAGUCACCGCUACGAGCACGCCAACAUCUCCUUCCCAAUAUUUGUCACCGAGCGUCCUCGUGAUGUGAGUCUCAAGGUGGUCGGGGAGAACACUGCCGAGUGUACGGCAUGGGGACAUCCUCUCCCCAACAUCUCCUGGAUCAUCUGUGAGGGCCUGCAUAAUAAUGGGUGUUCAGGCAGAACCGGUCCCUCUCCACUGGAAGCAGAUGUGAGCCACGAGCGUGCAGGCCUCACCGUGGCUCGUUCUCAAGUGACUCUACCUUCUUUUUCGGGCAACCUUACACUCAUGUGCCACGCGCACAACCAACUGGGCGAGGCCAACGCGUCGUUAUCCGUGGCUCUGCAUGUGGGCAGAUUUCAGGGAGUUGUGGCACCAGCUGCGGCAGGAAUGCGCUCAGUGCUGGAGUUGUCGAUCGCCUCGGGCAUAGCUGUGGUGCUGCUGGUCGCGUCUGCUGUGAUCGCCUUCAAAUACAGACAACGGCCGAGAUACGAGAUCCGCUGGAAGAUUGUGGAUGGGAGUACGGAAGGAAACCCUUACACCUUUCUGGACCCAGCCCAGCUGUCGUACGACCCCCGCUGGGAGCUACCCAGAGAUGCGCUCCAGUUUGGUGUGACCCUGGGCUCGGGAGCAUUCGGCCAGGUCGUAGAGGCCCACAUUCACUGCCUGGAAGCGUCGGACGAGCAGCCCGUGAAGGUGGCCGUCAAGAUGCUGAAAGCCACAGCACAUUCCUCAGAGAUGGAGGCCCUGGUGUGUGAACUGAAGAUCAUGAGCCACCUGGGAUAUCACCUCAACGUCGUCAACCUCAUCGGCGCAUGUACUAUUGGAGGGCCAGUUUUCAUCGUCACAGAAUACUGCCCCCAUGGGGACCUCCUGAACUUUCUGCGUCGCAAGCGGACAAGUUUUUCCAUCUACAACGGCGAAGACACUGACAAGGACGAGCCCUACAAGAACAUCAAGUCUAUCACCAAUGGGAGCACAAAAGAGAGUGAAUAUUUGUCGGCUCGUGAUCUGCCCAGGGCAUUGGCUCAAGAUAGCCUUAUUGGUGGCGAUGGUGGUGAUGACAUUGAAGAGGAUCGUUCCCUUGAGCUCAGAGAUCUCAAGAGCUUUGCUCACCAAGUUGCACUGGGAAUGGCCUUCCUCGCCUCAAGACACUGUGUGCACAGGGACUUGGCUGCCCGUAAUGUCCUGGUGUCGACCGCUCACGUCGUCAAAAUCUGCGACUUUGGUCUUGCACGUGACAUCACUUGCGACGACAACUACAUCACCCGGGGAAAUACCCGCUUACCUGUGAAGUGGAUGGCCCCAGAGAGCAUCUUCCACAGCCUCUACACCUCCCAGAGUGAUGUGUGGUCAUAUGGUGUUCUGCUGUGGGAGAUCUUCUCUCUUGGUGAAAACCCUUACCCAGACAUAGCUGUGGAUGGGAAAUUCUACAGGAUGAUUCGUGAUGGAUACCGCAUGGAUGCUCCCGAGUUCGCCACAUGCAAUGUCUACCAAGUGAUGCUGGACUGCUGGAGUGGUGACCAGGAAAAUAGACCCAUGUUUAAUCAGCUCGCACAGCUCAUGAGCGGGCUGUAGUCAAGUCCAAGAUACUUGAGGCAUGAAGUCACACUGUGUCUAUCCCCUCUCUGUGAAGUGUAUUCAUGAGCACUUAACCAUAGCCUUUUCGCUCCCUGCCUUGUAAACGUCUACCCCUUAUGCCCCCCCUAACACCCACGUGCUUACGCUUUUAUGGCAUUGUAGGGCUUAUAUACCCACAAUGUAGUAGUUCUUGAAUAUUGUUUACUUCAGGAUGUAAUGAUUGGAUUUUAUUUUCGUGUUUGAUGUUCGAGACUAGUCCUUGGUCUCCAGGCUGGCGACAGGACAUUUUCUCAGGUCUUGUCCUUUUAUGCUUUUUUUAACCAGGAAAACCUCACUGAGUCUCAUGUUUAUUUUUCAGUAGGCUCCUGCAAAGUUUUCGCACUGGUGUGGUGAUUUUUGGUUUGUAGAUUCCAAUUGAGUAAUUUGCGAGUAAUUGUUCAUCUUUGGAAAAUUUGGAUCGUCAUACCGGCACAAAAUGAACAAUUUUUGCAAAUUAUGUCAGAGGAUCUUAAAAAUCCUUUGUGAAGCAGAUAGUGUGUAUGUUCAUGGUUAAUACACCUCAGGGACGUGCGGUCAGGGGAGGCAGGGGAGGCAGAGCCUCAACCUGUCAUACUCCAAAGAAAAUAACUGUUAU